UCGGCCACGGCGCAACGAAGAAACGAAGACUCAAAGAAGUCGCGCACACAUUUUAAGCUCACGCUGCUUUUUACUCAAAACUUUAUUCAAAAAUUUAAUAAAAUGUGUUUUAUUAUCAAGUGACAGAGUGAAUAAAGUGAUUAAAAGUGAUAAAAAUUAAAAACACGGACAAUAUAUUAAUUUGUCGCCAACGAGAGAAAGUCGACGAGGCUACCAACUGCAAUCGACAAUCGCAGAUCUCAAGAUCCGAAUUCGCCGAACUCUCAACUCUCGCCGCGCAUUGAACAAACGCUUUUGUCGCAUCGCUACUUGCGAUUUCAUUGUAAUAAUGAGGAUGCCGGACGGAAUGGUGAAAAGUUAUUAAGCGUCAUUUAUUCGUGGCGUCUGCGAUUGUGUUGAAUAAAUGCAGUGUUUGGUGAACAAUUGAGUGGCGCGACAAUUACUAUCAACCUGAGAAAAGAUUUCACCACAACUUCUUCAGACUGCAUCAGAGAACAUAGAAAAUAAAUUAUUGUGUAUACAGUGGAUUAUAUUCAUGUAGUGGAGUGUUGAAAUCAUCGCAUUAUGGGUGUUUCGGUUGAUCGCAAUAAACACAAUCAUGGUGGAAGGAAAACUUCAUGGGAUUCUAGGAUGUCUGUAAGCACGAUGAGCACAAACGGAACAAGACAAUAUCGCCGUUCGGCGAGUUCAAUUCUAUCCUCAGAUUCGGACAUCCGUUUCACUCGCAGGAAAUUGAGCAGACAGUACAAAUGUGGCUGUUGUAUUCUAGCAAGUUUCCUGAUGCUGCUCUUAGCCGGUGCUGCCGCCAUCUAUGUCGGAUACACGUUUUAUUUUACGCAACCAGCCGAGGAGCAAGUAUUCCGAGCUAGUUUUAAUGUAAUGGAAGGCGAUGUCUUUCAAACACCAAUGGCGGAUCUCCAAACUGAAGAAUUCCGGGUUAAAGCAAGGGAUUACAAAGAAAGACUGAAUCUUCUCUUUAGGAGGAGUAAUUAUCGGCUUGGAUUUGCAGGGACUGAUAUUUUAGCACUCGAUGGAACUGAAGGUAAAGACUUAGUUGUCCAUUUUGACAUUCACAUCGAUCCGACUUAUACGACAGCCUCCGCCAAAGAUCUCCAAACUCUAAUCUCUAACGAGGUGGCCUUGGAACAAGAAUCUUUGUAUUUCCGUAAUCUGACCAUUGAUCCGCAUAGUGUUGAAGUAAUCGAGAAUCAUGUGAUCAAAACAACAACCGCACGUCCCUCAACAUAUCAGAUUGUCUCUGAAGCAGUCACUCAAACUCCAAUUCGUAGAAAAUGCUCACCACUGCAAUUGGACUACUGUAAAAAGAUGAAUUAUAACCUCACCACAUAUCCAAACAUAAUGGGCCACAAUGAUCUUAAAGACCUGAAAAAAGAUGUCAUCAGUUUUCGGGAACUAGUUGAUGGAGAAUGUUAUAGAUUAGCUUAUGAUUUUAUUUGUAAUGUGUUACAACCACGUUGUGCACGUGGUCCGGAAUCGGAUGAGAUGUUGCUGCCAUGUAGAAGUUACUGUAGAGAUUUCAUGACAGGAUGUGGGGGACGUUUAACAAGUAAAAUUAAAGAAGCAUUGGAUUGUAAUAAGUUCCCAGAGUUUCACGGGGAUGGUUCAUGUAUUCCAAAACCAGGAUGUGUGCAAGAAAUGCAAACAAGGGCGUUGUCCCCACGAAUUUGUGAUGGGGUAGUUGACUGUCAAGAUCUUUCCGAUGAGAAAUCCUGUGCGUAUUGUCCAUCGAAUUAUAUCCACUGUGGAAUUGGUAGGGCUUGUAUAAAAUCAUCGAAGCGUUGUGAUGGUAAACGAGAUUGUCCGGAUGGGAGUGAUGAAAGGGCAUGUUUAACUCUAGCGCCUAGCAUUCAACAAAUGACGAAAGUCAAAGUCGUGACACCGCACCUCCCGCGUUACCAUCCCGAGGGCUAUGUUGUAUUCAACGAGAAAGGCGAAAUGGGUAAACUAUGCACGGAGAACCUCAACAGUUCCAUACCAGCGAAUAAAACAGCGGAAAUAUUGCAUAUGGUCGCAUCAUCUUUGUGCAAAACAUUAUCAUACGAGAGUGUAACAUCAGUACAAGUAGAAAAAGACGCAGAAGAUGAUGUUGCAUACGUUUCAAUGGAUGAUCCUACAGCAUCAGAGAUCAGUUUUGUUCGUUCUGAAUGCCCCACAAAACAAGUACUGAAAGUCUCCUGCGCGAAUUUGGAAUGUGGUGUGCAGGUAACCCACGAAGCAGGUGCCAAUCCAGUGUUGGCCAAGAUGUCCGCCCAUGGUGAUUGGCCCUGGCACAUGGCCCUCUUCAAAGAUGAUGUACACAUCUGUGACGGGACUUUGGUAUCACCUAAUUGGGUAGUCACCACGACAUCUUGUUUCCAAGGACAACCGAAAGCAGAAUGGUUAGUGAGGGCUGGAAGUGUUAGGUUAUCGUCUUCAUCUCCAUGGCAACAAGAACGCCGUAUUGUAGGAAUGGUCAAAUCUCCAGUUGAAGGAUCAACUAUAGCAAUGGUUAAGUUAGAAGAACCUCUCAUGAUGACCGACUUUGUUCGUCCUGUGUGUUUGCCACAGCAGUUGCAAGCCAGUGAUGCGUUGCACUGCAACACACUGGGUUGGGCACGCAAUCGUGAUCAGUUGCAACGUGUCGAGAUUAAGGUCACAGUGAUGGAGAAGUGCGAAAAUAUUAGCAUAUCCAGCGUGAAUAGUCUCUGCACUGAAACUGCGUACGGACAAGAAGAUUGCAGUGAAGAAGAAUUUGCCGGUUCGCCGAUGCAUUGCCAGGUGAACGAUGGCACAAGAUGGUCACUGAUUGGUGUGACGAAUUGGCGCAUUGCAUGUGCGAAAAACGGCAUGGAACGACCACGGCUCUACGACAAAAUCGUUCCGAACAUCGAUUGGAUACAGGAAACCAUCAAAGCCGACACCAUUUAAAUUAUAAGCACGUUCUAAAUUAAUUGUUGCAUAGUUGUAUAUGUACAUUUCUCCUAAUUAUUAUAUUUGUAUCGAAUUAUAUUAUUGACGUUGACAUGUAGGUACUUAUUGUAAAAUAAAUUUAAAAUUUUAUUUUUUAA
Molecule: messenger RNA, 3068 nt
Organism: Dalotia coriaria
Lineage: Eukaryota; Metazoa; Arthropoda; Insecta; Coleoptera; Staphylinidae
Product: atrial natriuretic peptide-converting enzyme-like
Exons: 8
Coding region: 565-2928 (787 amino acids)
Biological process (GO): proteolysis
Molecular function (GO): serine-type endopeptidase activity; protein binding
Source: RefSeq, a predicted model, not a curated record